Molecule: messenger RNA, 15315 nt
Organism: Cinara cedri
Lineage: Eukaryota; Metazoa; Arthropoda; Insecta; Hemiptera; Aphididae
Source: the annotation of a GenBank genome assembly
CGUUGGUCUGCAUACUUUGUCCGUGCUAUUUUGUUCUGCGAGCGUAUUUGUCUCCAGCAGUCGAUUACAGUGCUCUGUAGUCCGUUCAUGUACGCGAUUAUGACCGAGUCUAUUGCUUUAAUGCGUGCACAAUAUAAAUAAAAAAAAAACCGCCAGUGAAUCUGCAGCUAGAGUACCUAGAAAACCUAAAUAAUAUCUCAGAUCUUUACAGAAAUACAGUUGUUAGUGUACAUAUGAAAUUGAUAAAUAAAAACUUACGGUAUAAUAUGUUCAGUAUGAUGCCCAUAUAAUAUUUUUCGUUUCAUUUUCGCAGACAAUAUGGAAAGACAACGAGCGGAGUCGACAUUCACCAUUAUUUCAAAGGUAAAAAAUUCGCCCAGAGUAAACACGAUCAUUGAAUGGCUCAAGCACAACAGAUUCCUUAUAAUCAUCUUGGUAUCGGUUAUUAUUGGAGUGACUGUAGGUAAAUAAACAUUUAUAUAAUUACCUAAUGCGUUUUACUCUCAAUAAUGUCAAACGGUGUUCAAACGAGAAUUCAAAGUUUGAAUAUUUAUCGUUUGUGAUAAUACACAUGAAAGUCAAUAUAUACCUACACAAAAAAAAAAACGUAGCAGCUAAGUACAACGGUAAAAUAAAGUACAUUAUUGUAUAAAAUGUCGCAAAAUAUUUAAUAGAUUCGUAUCAAAAUUAUGUGAAAAAUAUAAUUUAGUUCGUACUCAUAGGCACAUAAUUACUGUCGUAAUCUACAUAUACUUAGAUAUCUGUUAUUUACUGUAAAAUUUCAUUUUAGAUUUUGAGCGGGGGCGAGGAAUGUAUUAAUUUUACAAUGAUGUUUUGUUUUUCCCCGUGAACAACUAUUCUACUAGAAAUGUUGCUCCGAAGUAUCAAGUGUAGGACCUUUUCUGAAAGAGAAUUUGAUCUGGGUAGUUAAUUGUGAAUAUCGUAUUUUGGCGUAUUUAAGCGGUUUUUAUAAUAAUAAUUGGAAAAACCCGGUAAAAAACUUAGGAAAAAUAGAAAUAUUUACGAAAUGUAUUAUUUGCAAUUUUGUUUUUUAUUGUGAUUCAGUUAAAAAUAAUCGUAGAAACUUGACAUUGGGACAAAAAACUGAAAUUUGCCUUUUCUAGACGUAGUCAAUUUUUCAAAACAUUUUAGCCAUUUUUGAGCUAUAUAUAGACAUUUUAAUUUUGCGCAUUUUUUAUGUAAUUUUUAUUCAAUAGGUAUUUAGUGGAUAAAAUUGUUAAACCUAACAGAAAUGCUUCAAAAUUUAAUAUGAAUUUUAUUAUAAGGAGUACUUUGUGGUAAAAAAAAAAAAAAAAAAAAUAGAGUGUAAAGUUUUUAAAGAAUUCUAGUAUCAAAUUUUGACGAAAAUCUUAGAUAUUAUGUCCUUUCAAAACAUAUAUAACCGAACUUCACUCAGAAUCGUUUUUCGUUAGCAAAGAUUAAUCGAUGCGUACAAAUAUACUUUAAUUUCCCCUCAGUAUCCUACUUUUUCAACUUCUCACCUACAACUGUGGCCAACCCAUUGUACGAAGUAUUUCCGUAUCUUUUUUUUUUUUAUAAAUAAUACAAAUUUAAAACAAUAAUAAUUACCUCCUAUGAACAAAAAAUAAAUUUCUAUUCGCUGAAUUUUAUGAGAAACUAUUCGUAUACAAGUUUAGAAAACAGAAAUGUAAGGUUAGAUAUCUAUACAUGUAUAAUACGUUAGAUAAUAAAAAAUGCAUAUAAAAACAUUUUACAAUAUCUUGUUUACAGUAGUUUUACUAUUUACGGAUUAUAUAAUAGUAGGAAGUACAAUAUAUUUUUUGGUAAACUUAUGCGCCUGGUUUUCAAAAAAAAAAAAAAAAAAAACGUGUCGUUCAUAAUAUCAUUAUUCUAGUUACAUAUUUGAGAUACUUUUAUAAUUUUCUUUAAAAAUGUAAAUGCCAGUGAGCUUGGAAGUACUAAAAACAUUUACAAAUACUAAGCAGUCGUUUACAUAAUUAUUAUACUUUAUUAAACGUUGAAAUGCAUCAUAUUUAUUAAAUAUUUAUUAUGCAAAUGUAUUAUUUACCUAUACAUAGGUACUCGUGUAUAUAAAAUAUAUACGAAAUAUAAUAUACGUAUUUAUAAGAUAAACAGAUUUUAUUGUUUGUUAUUUUUAUUAUUAUUAUUUAUUUCGCUUGCAAAAUACAGAAAUAAAUUAUAUUUUUUUACGCGAGUUUAUCUAUUUACUCACCUUCUUUAAGUAUAGCUUGUGACGGAGGUGAGAGUACAUGAGAAAUAUGAUGUCAUUAAAAACGUUUUCAACUUAUCAAAACAUGUGUUAUUUAAUAAUACCAUGAUUACAAAAUAUUAUUUCUGAAUAGAUUUUGAAAACACCAUACCUACUAUGUUUAAGUAAAAAAUAUACUACAUUAUAUAAGUAUAACCUAAAAACAAUGAUCAUAUAUAUAUUUUUUAAGAAUGCAUCCGUGUCCUUGAAAAUCAUUCAAGGGCAAUUUUAUGUUCUUCACUAUGAAUAUUUAUGAUAAAUACAACAAUAUUUCUUUGAACAGUCAUAGGUGCGUUACAGGAAUAUGUGUAAAAUUGAGAUAUUUGUAUUUAAAGAAAAAAUAAAUAAUAUUAAUAAUUUGUUUAAUUUUAUACGCACGCGUCGGCUUUCUUUAACUUUUGUUUGUCCACCAACACCUACCGUAGUGAUACAAACUGUUUUUCUUUUAUUAUAUUUAAAGAUUUUAUAAAAGUAAUGGCAAUCUAUUAGUUAAUGAUUUAAAUGAGAUUAUUCUGUGGGAUAAUACGUAUUUUGGUACUAUUUAAACAUCCGUCAAUAUGUAGAUAAAAUUUUCGAUUUUUCUCUGGUUCGCAAUUUGUUGUAGUGGUAGAUAGUGGUAGACCUCGAUCCCUAAAAUUUCGUUUCAGAAGUAGAAAAAUGGUAACAAAAUUUAAUGACCAAAAAUAUAAUAAGUCAUACAAUUGGUAGACAAAUUAAUUUGACCAGUUUCCGAAAUGUGUUUCCAAUCGUGACCUAGAACGCUAUACCGUUAAAAUAUUUUGCGACCACAUCAGAUAAAAUAACAAAAAAAAAAUUAUUGAUAAUGAAGAUAAUUUAUUUUUUACAAAUUAUCUAUUGUACUGCUUCAAAUAGGUAACCAUAUUAUAUAUCGAAUAAAUAAAUAUCAAUAACCGUUAUAAAAAUAUAAUAAAUCAAUAUCGUAUAGUAAGCCGACCCCAAAAUUGUUGAGACGAAGGCGAAGGAGAACUAGAAGUUGAUGAAAUCAAUAUAGUAAUAAUUAUAAAACGGAUUCUAAAAACAUGAAAAAUAUCAAACAACAUUAUUAAUAUUCUAUUAUACAUUACAGAUAAUUUCUAAAUAAAUUUUAAGCGUUAAAAUUUUAUUAAAUGUCUUUUUUGUAAACAAAAAAAUAUUAGUACCAAACACAGAAACAGAAUGAAGUAAAUGUGUACAUCAUAUUUUAGGAUCAUUAAAAUUUAAAGUUAAAGUUUAGUGAAAUUUGACAACUAUCUAACAUUAUUUUUUUUUUUUUUGUAUAUUCAAUUUCAGGUUUAAUAUUAAGACCGUUGAAUCUCAGUAGUGAUACGAUUAUAUUAAUUUCAUAUCCUGGUGACCUUUUUUUGAGGACUUUAAAGUUGAUGGUGUUACCGUUCAUCAUAUCAUGUUUGAUAAUAGGUAAGCAUAAUAUUAUUAUUUUGUCUUUUGUCAUUAAUUGAUGGUUACAGUACACUAACAAAAUAAAAGCAAUGCUUAUGAACUUAACAGAACCCUAUUAAAUUCACCAACAAUACAAUUAUAAUAAAAAUUGCAAUAUUUAUUUGAAAAAUAUUAGUAGAUAUAAAUAAAUAGAUAGUUAUAAAUUGCUACAAAUGAUUAUUAUAAUUAAUAAUGCAAAUUUAAUGUAUAGAAUUAGAAUUAAAUUAGCGAUCAAUAUUUUUUAUACCUAUUCGGUUCAAUGAUUUUGUUCGAAAAUCAUCGUUAUAUUUGGAUCGACUAUAUUAAAAUUAUAGAUCAAAGUUCUUAAAAAAAAUUCAAUGAUGGAAUAUUUUUAUUACAUAAGUGGAAUUUGGAUCCUAUUAGCUAACAAGUUUAUUAUCUUACCUAAUUAUAUAUUUUAAUAACAUAAUAAUUAGGGAUAAUAAAAUUUAAAUACGUUAGCAUUAUAUUCUUGGAAUAACUUUUACAAUUUUUUUUAAACUUAGAUAUAAAUGUGCAACGGUAAUUAUUUUUUAUUUCUACAUUUUUUUUGUCUUUUAAAAUUUGUAUUAAAAUUAAAAAAUUGAAGUUAUUAAUUUCAUAUUAUUAAAGACACUUUUUCGAAAAUACGAUGAUGUGUAGAUUUUGAAAAUGUACAAAAUUAAAAGUCCAAAUUUAACAAAUUGUUAUUUUAAUGUUUACAAUAUUAUAAGAGGGAAUUAAAAAAGUAUAUGAUACAUUGAAGAAUUUGAAACUAUAAUUGAACAAAUAUUUUCAGGUGCGGCUAAUUUAGACAUAAGUAAAAACGGUAACGUGGCGGUGAGAACAAUUGUAUACUUCGUUCUUACGUCCGUAUUUAAUGUCUGUUUGGGUUUGACAUUGGGUAUUCUCGUUCAUCCUGGCAAUUCUGAUAUAAAAAUUACAAACAGCACACCUGCUUUUUCAGGACCAAAAAAGAUGAAUGUAAUGGACGGAUUUCUAGAUAUGGGAAAGUGAGUAAAAUGUUAAAACUAUGAUAUUCGUAAAACCUCAACUCGAAUUACCUUUAUUUUAAAUCAUGACACCCGUACAUAAUAAAUUUAAGCGUGUAAUAUGCACACAAUUCAAAUAUUUUUUGUAAUUCAAAAGUUUCAAAACAAUAUUGGUAUUUUAUAUCAACGUAUAUUGUAUUAUCCCUAUGCACAUUAAUUAUAAAGUAUAAAUAUUACUUUUGCAUUUUUAUUCAUAAUCACAACAAAUAAUGUACCUAUUGUAGACCUGCAACGACCAUCGAUUUUCGGUCCGGUUCGGUCAUUUGUAUAGGAACGUAACCUAUUACCUAUCCUAUUACUAUGGUGUUAUUGUUUUUUUUUUUUUUUCAAGGAAUUUAUUACCAGAAAAUGUGUUUCAAGCAACAAUUCAACAGGUAAGACAUAUAUAAGUACAUAAUAGUAUUUGAUAUUUUUAAAUAAUAGAUAUGACAUUAUUUUGAAUAAAAUGGGCUUGCCAAAAACUUUUUAAUUUUAAAUUCCAGAUGAAAAGUAAAAUACACGACAGUUCUUUAAUUUCUCUUAAGAAACAGGGUUACACUGGGCCGGUCUAUAAAUUGGUAACGGGGCUGGUUUCCUGAAUGGAUUAUAUUAUUGUUCAGCCCGGGCCGGUUUGAAGAACCAGACCAGCUCUGUAAUAAGAUAUCUUUUAUAAACUCUAUAUUUUAAGUUGGAUUUUGAUAAAAAUAUUACGAUGUUAAAUCAUUUAAUAGAAUUAUCGAUGUAUAAUUUUGAUACAAUUUUCCAGACAUUAACCGAAUACGAGCCGAUCAAAAAAGAAAAUCAAACAACCUUCAAGCGAGUCACCAAAUACAAGUACCUAUUUAAUAAUAUACUAUUCAACAAUUAUAUACUAUAUGUCUGUUGUACUAAUUUAUUUGCGUCUUACUUACAAAAUAAUUACGUCCACUAUUGAUUUAGCGAACCUUUUAUGUCUUUUAAAACAUUUUUCUAACUAUUUUUAGAGACGGCACAAAUACAUUGGGUAUAAUAUUCUUUUGCUUGAUCUUCGGAACCAUACUGGGCACAAUGGGCGAACGUAAACGACCCGUUCUAGAUUUUUUCACGGUCACCUACGAAGUAAUGCAAAAGAUACUCACCGGCGUGAUUUGGUAAUUUUGUACGAUCACUGUACAAUUUAAAAAAAAAAAAACUUUUUAAAUAUAUCAGUAACCUUUUAUAACUAUAUAGCAUUCAAAAUAUUUAAUUUAAAAAAAAAAAAAUCAAAUGUUGUAGCUAGUAUUCCCAGUAAAACAUUAAUGUACCGAUAAGUCAGGAAAGUACACUCUGAUGCGAACGCGCAAAUUUCCCAGUUUUUAAACGUAUUUUAAACAAUAAACUAAAAUUCCACGUACAAUUUUUAAAGAAUUUGGCAACUUAUAGUAUAUAUAACGUAUAUUUUUAUGCUUAUGAUAUGUAGAAUCCUUAAAAAUACUUUAAAAUGCAUUUUGUUUUAAUUGCAUUUUUUUUAGAAUGUAGAGGAAGGUUCAAGUUCAGGUUUAUAAGGAAUUUUUUAGUACCUACGGUAAAUGACAACUUUUUGACAAUUUAUUAUGAUAAUAGUCAUUGCCUGUAUCGUUAUAUUACCAUCAAAAUGAAAGAAAAGUCUUCACCAACCAACUCUCCCCCCCCGAAAAAAAGAUCUUAUUUUGGAUUUAAUACAAAAUCGCCAAAUGCGAAAAAAAUAUUUUAAGAAAACAUCGGUUACAUCUACACAAAAAAAGUUGUAGAGAAUCUACAAACACAGAUGUACUCAAGAGAAAUCACAGAAUCUAGUGAUAUCAAUCCUACGGUUCUUGGACGCUCCGUUGGCGCACAAUCCAAAUAGUCCCGGGACUUUUUGAACAGACCUCGUAUUGGUUUUACUAUGUGCGCGAUUUUUUUUUUUUUUUAUUUUUCUAUUUGUUUACCAUUGCCAUUGCGUACAGAUUUAAAUUAAAUUAAUCUAUAUAAUAUCCUUCCUUCCGAUUUCCCUAUUAAAACAGUGACACGCCCAUUAAAUUAAUAAUAAUAAUAAUAAUACUAUACACAUCCUUGUCAACUAAAUCGCCGACCGUGAUUACGUGUACCAAUAACUAUACGUACGGACAGACGCUACGGGGAUAUAAUAGUGUAAAGCCGCGGCCACGCCUGAGCACGACCAGGCGCUCGCGAGCCGAUUUCCUUUGAGGACGGUCCGAAGACCGACAGACUGUGGCUCGUCUAGACGAGUUCGUAUGUUCGGUCAGAAUGCGUGUUAAGGCAUGGACGUGGCUUAAGGUGUUUUGAACUUUCGUUUCGGAUUACCAGUGGCUACCACACUGUAACUUGGUAAAUUAAUUACAAUAACAAUUUAGCACAAUAAACGUGUACAUUUCGAAUCGACAUACGUACUUGUUAUUUAUGUAUCGACUGCGAGAACUAUAGACUGUUACCACGGUUAUACCACUGAUAGACUCUAGACUCUAGAACCGCGGUCACAUUUUUAUUCGUCCAUUUUUUUUUUUUUUGCAUGUGUACUGCCGCCGCAGUCGAACGCAUCGAUCUAUUACACUUUCAAUAAUAUUCCAAUUUCAAUAGAUGUGCAGAUUAAAAAUACUUUCAUACUGCCUACCACACAUUACCACACAUGCACAGUAUAUAAAUUAUAUAUCUAUUCAGGCACUCAAUCUAUAAAUUGGCAUAGGAAAAUUAAUAAAAUAAAAAUUUGAUAAAUCGAGUUAUACACCUACAGUAGGAUCCGUUGGUACACAUAUAGUUUAAACCAGUAGGUAAUGAAAUGUGUUUAUUCCUGGGUAUUAUUGCGCCGAUUAAAAACCGCCAACUUUUUUUUUACCGAUCCCUUCAUAAUAUUGUGUACAAUUAUAAACUGAAUUAUUUUAUAAACAUACGAUUCUAGGUAAUAAUGGCCAAACCAAAAAUGACCCGGUAAAAAUAGCUAUGUACCAAAAUGACCGGAGGAAGAUACAAAAAUGGAAAUGGAAAUAAUUUGUAUUUUUUUUUUUUUUUUUCCGUGACUAUCUUACCUUCGUUAGAAUUUUGUUUUUAAAUUAUAUUUUAAUUAUUUCGCAUUAUGCUUUGAACGAAAUUUAAAAUAGUAAUAAUGGCCGUUUUUUUUUUUUUAUAAAAAAUAUCCUCAAUAUCCUCAGCGCGUAUACCAACCGUAGUUUUUGCAUGCACACGCAUAUAAUCUCUAUAUUACAGAACGUCUCUAUAGGUUUACGCCGCUCGGGGUGGCCAGCGUCAUAUGCGGUAAGAUCAUCACUUUGGCGGAUCUCACCUCCACACUGAUCCAACUCAGUAUGUUCAUCGGGACAACUGUCGGGGGUUUCCUUUUCUAUCAGCUCAUCGUCUUGCAACUCAUUUAUUUCGUCAUCUUGAAAAAGUCACCGUGGCCGUAUUACCUGUCGUUGGGACCCGCGCUCGCCACCGCCUUUGCCACGGCGUCCAAGUAAGACGAUUUUAGUAUCAUCGCAAUAAUAAACGAUCGAAAUCGACAACCCGAGAUGAUAAAUUACUUGUACUAAUCAUACUAUCUUCUUCUUCUUCUUCUUCUUUUUCUUCUUUUUCUUCUUCUUCUCUUGGCAAACCUACUAUUUAAGGGUUUUAGCUAUCACCACAAUGUCACGCCACUUAUUUCAGUCUUGUAUAAUUGAAUUCCAAUAUUCUAUGCACGUUUCUCUCAGAUCCUCCACAACUCCAUCGCUCCAUCUCUUUUGUAGGUUGACACUCAGUCGUCUACCUUAAAAUGUCAAUUCGAAAGCUGCUUUUAGUAGAUCAUUUUCUUCUCUUUUCAAAGGAUAGCCUAAACAUUGGGUUCUUUAAGCCUCGAUGAAACUAUAGUUACUGGUCCCCAUGCCCAUCAUAUCAUAUUCCUUAUUAUAUACCUUCUCCGCUAACUUCACAUAUCUAAUAAUCGAAUCAUAUAACCAUGUUAUAAUAUAUGAAAUUAAAUAUUAAAUGAUUCAGUUAUUAGGUAUAUUAUUAUUUAUUUAAAUGUCGUGUUUUCAGGUCAGCGUCACUUCCGAUAACGUUUAAAGUAUUAGACGAAAAAUUAAAGAUGAAUCCAAAGAUCACUAAAUUCGUGUUGCCGAUCGGCACGAUCAAUAUGGAUGGUUCUGCACUGUACCUUAGUAUCGCACUUUUAUUUUUAGCGCAAAUCAAUAAUUUACAAUUGGGCAUUGGAGAUAUUUUCACUAUCGGGUAUGAUAUUACAAUUAUUAAAGGGUGUUCCUAUAUAAAUAACCUAUACAUCAAAGAGUGGGAGAUGAAUAGUUUUGAAAACGCUACUCGCUUGAUACGAAUAAUCUACAGAACAUGUCAAACAUAAUGCGUAUUGCUCGAUCCGACCCACCGCAGUACUAAAAUAACAAUUUAUGAAUAUAUUGAAAUGUGUAAUACGGUAAUAUUUUACGGCCCGACAGAUUGGCUUGCACGGCUGCCAGUAUGUCUUCGGCGGCCAUCCCUUCUGCUGCCAUUGUUCUGGUCGUAAUGUUGUGCAGUGUAAUCAAUUUGCCCACCGAAGACGUGUCCCUGCUAUUUGCCGUCGAUUGGCUCGUGUGAGUAAAAUACUAUGAAUAAUUAUUAUUAUAUUGAUUUAAAAAAAAAAACAGUCCAUUCGAUAAUAAAACGUCCGUAUAAUAUUAAUAUCUAUUUAUGAUUAUUUGAUCGAGACAGAGACCGAUUCAGGACCAUGAACAAUCUUAUCGGAGACUGUUACACGGUGGCCAUUGUUCAACAUUUGUCCAAAGAAGAAUUAUUAGAGGUAAACAAUAUAAUAGCAUAAUAAUAAUAUAGUACCUAAAAGUAAGUUUUUCAAAUAGAAUUUGGGAACUUUAGACAAUUAUAGAAACAAGCAACUCUGCAAUUUUACAUUUAUGUUAUUUUUGUCACCCUGAUUUUUGGGGGUGAAAGUAUUAUUUACUAUUGAUUUUCAAAUAGCAACCUAUAUUACAAAUUCCAUAAAUAGAUGAAGCAGUAGUUAAAAUAAAUGUUGAUGUUUAUGUUGAUGUUAAUGUUGAUGGAGCAUCGUUUGUGUGGCGGCAGCACAGCGCGCAGAGUUUUAAGAAUGUACCACUUCUCUCCCCUGGCCUAAACGUAAAAGUGAAAUAUCUCGUCAACGGAUUCACUGAAAUAAAAAAUUUAAACACCAAAAUGUAUUUCAACUGCUACAGUGCUGCUCCGUCUAUUUAUGGAUUUUUUUAACAUAGGUUGCCGUAUGAAAAUCAAAAGUAUAUACUUAUUGGUUUUAGCCGUAAAAAUAAGGGUGAAACGAAGUAACAUAAAUAUAAAAUUGUAGAGCAGCUUGCUUUUUAAAUAUUCUAGAAACUAAAUUCCAGAAAACGUUGAUAUUUUCCGAGAUAAUGACUGUCUUACGAUAAAUCGAUCACCCUGUAUAUAAUAAUAAUUAUGGUAUAUUAUUAUAACCAGCCUAUACUUGCCACUAAUAUAUGUUAUACCCACGGCUAAUGAAUAACUUUCUUUUUAGAAAACGUGUAGGCAUACUAAUCAUAUUAAUAAUAUCCAGGCACAAAAUUUGUUAUUUUCUUGUUUAUCCCAAACUAUUGGUAUUUUCGUGCUCUCGUUUUAUCAUUUUAUCUGCGACAAAACACAACACGAUUGCGCUCCGAAACAUAUAUAUAGGCGUUGUCCUUUUUCACCCGCCGCAUAUACAACGCUGACUUGCUUAAAGUUGCGUUCAUGAUAUUAUUCACAAAUAGCUUAAAGGAUAUUUAAUUUUUUUUUUCUAAUUUUGUCCUAUGACCAAUAUUAUGGUAUAGCUAUAGGUAUACGUAGUUAUACGGAAACAUAAAUUAAUUUAGAAAAUAUAACGAAUCUAUUUAGGAUAAUUAGUACGUAGUAUUUUGGCCACAUUGAUUUGACAUUGUUUUGAUCGUGUAUUAAUAUUUGUAUGUAAGUAAUAUAUUUUUGUGUGCUACAUAAAUACUAAUAUAUGAACGGUAAUUGCGUAAUUUAAUAUUAUUGUGUUUAUUGAAAACAAUUUUUAACCCGGUCAUCGACCGUACUGUGUGUACGUGGGGCGGGUAAAAAAUGACAACACUUAUAUUUUUCGGAGCACAACCGUGUUGCGUUUUUCGCGGGUAAAAAGGUCAAACGGGCGCAAUCGUAGUACGCACGGUAUUUUUAUACCUAGCCCGUGUCGACUUGCAUUGUAAUGUUUGUUUGUUUUAAUAACACUCCUUGUGUUCUGACGUUGGUGAGGUUUGAUGAGUAAAAACCCGUUAUUAUAGGUACGUACCCACUCCUGCAUAAUUCGUAAUUAUACAAUAUCAUUCAUUACACUGGUAUUAUAGACGUGUGUAGAAUAAUUUAUCAUACGAUCGGGUGAAACGUACUAUGCCACUGUCGUUAUCGAUUUGAAAAUCGAUUUAUUUGAAAUUUCACCCAGCUUUGAAGAAAAUUUAAUAUAGAUACACGGUGUCCCACAGUGUUGUCUUUAUGCUAAUGGUUCUAUCAAUAUUCAUUUUUUUUUUUUUUAAAUCGUGUUUUGUGCGAGAGACACGCAUAUAUUAUGUAGAGAAAAAUUAAAUUUCUAUUUGGAUUCCACAAAAAGCUCUUUAUGUAAUCUCAGUAAAAUGAAAGUAAAAACAAUAUGUUGGAAAAUACAGUGAGAUUUUAAUUCAAAUUAAAUAUAUUAUAGGGUUCAAAAAAGUUGUGGUUUUUUUUUUUUUUUGACAACUAAAAAAAAAACACUUUCAACAGGCCUCAUAAGCAAUUUCCCUAUUCUAUGGAAUGGGAAUGUAAACACAUUUUUGUACACAUAGCGUAUAAAUCAAACACAGUGUGAGUACAACAUUUCGCACUCAAAAUCAAACAGCACGUUUAAGUGUGUACAAUUUUUUGUACUCAUUGAAUUUAUGGCAAUGUACGAGAAAAAACCCGUGACAGUCAACAGGUUAAUCACUAAAAAAAUAACUUUUUAUUUUUCCCCUAUUUAAAAUGUCCAAAAUAACCAUUUUUGUAAAAUAUAUUGUUCUAAAAAUUUGAACGUAUCAUACAUUCAUACCCGAUUAAUAGUUACUUAAUUAUAAUAGCUUUGAUGUAUAGAAAAUAAGCAUGAAACCAAUUAAUAUUCAAUCGAAUAACACGUACGCGAUAAUGAAAUACAUUCAGCACGAUAAUUUGCCAAUUUAACGUCAAUUUUUCAAAAAUUACAAAGGUCAUUGCUAAGAAACUAUUGAUCAGAUGCGAACAUAUGAUAUAUUAAAAUUUUUAAAAUAACGUGUAUUUUACAAAAUGGCUAUUUUGAAAAUUUAAUAAAAAAUAAAAACAAAAAUUUAUAUUUGUCUAGUGAUUAAAAGAUGAAAAUACAAAUUUAAUUUUUCUCUACAAACGUGUGCCUUUCGCACAAAACCCGAUUGAAAAAAAGAAAUAUAUAAAAAAAAAAAAACAAAACAAACAUCGACAAAGUUAUUAGCUGUAUAUUAGACACUGUAUGACACCUGUAUAUAAUAUACAAUACGUGUGUAUUAUUAUAUUUGAGUAUAUUAUUUAAUCAACAAUCAUGAUAAUUGGUACAGUGAUUUUUUUUUUUUUUCAAACGUAAACCGCGGCUAAACAAUUGACUCUUCAGUGUUCGCAAUCAUUAAUUAAUAAUAAUUCUAAUAGGUUUCUAUAAUAUUCUUUUUAUUUUUUUUUUUUUUUUGUUUAGCCAUUUCGUAUAUACAUUAAUUUAUAAUAUAACCUUUGAAUUUUGACCUAACAAUUAAGCAGAUAUAUUGAUUGCGGUAAAUUACCGCCAAUUUUCGGGCCGUAUGAUAAUUAUAUAAAUAAACACACAAGUACAUAUAUCAAUAUUACACAUCAAUUAUUCAACAACUAAUCGAUACAGACGAAUCGUACGUUCUUCCGCAAUUAACGAACACACAGAAGUACAAACGGAAAUGGUAACGUUCUAACAUUAUACAGGCGACAUAUAACAUUAGAAAGCGACGAAGAACAAACAACGGAUUUAAGAACAGAAAAAUAAUACGAAAAUUGUCUGUUUAUACAUGACGAUUUAGGUGUUGGGUAAAACGUCCCGCGUGGUGCACGCGAUCAGUGGCGUACCUACAGGGUGGCAUUAUGGGCAAUGAACCACGGGCCAGUGACAUUUAAGUGCUUCAAAUCGGGGCCCAAAGCAUAUUUUUUUUAUUUUUUUUUUCAACGAAUGGACAGGUGAACAAAGAAACAGACGAUUGCCAUAUUUUUCGUUUAUCAAGUAACAUGGAUGGACGGACAGAUGUAUGAAAACAAACUCCAGACUGUGUAAAUUGGUACCCAACUCGAAUAGUGGCAUUUGGCCGGGGCUAGCAAUUAUUGAUGGGGGUUUAUGGUUUUUAUUAAGGCUUAACAGCCUUUAUACGAAGCCUCAAUAAGAAUCGGAAUCUAUAAAUCUUUCGCUAAUAGCCUUUUUUUUUUUUUUUUACUUUUGUAUAAUUUUCGACUGUAAAUAGUCGUACACUCACAUACAUAGCGCCGGCUCUGCACUUUGCCCACAAUUUGGUAAAUCUACAAUAUUUUGCCACGGGCAUUAUAAGUUCUAGUUACGCCACUGGUGCAGAUUAAUUAUAAUUACGAAAUGAAUUAUUUAUUUGAUAUCUGGGCGUUGUCCUAUAACACAAUAGUAUAUUUUACAUUAUUAUAUUCGCGACAAACAAUUUGGAUGAAUUUGCAUUACAUUAAUAUGGAGAUUACCAUAAAAAUAACGUGCAAUCAUUAAUUUACAUAUCUUUGACGUAGUAAAUAAAAAAAAGAAGUGGGGUUAUAAUUACUAGCGUGGACGAGAACAAAUAACGGAGCGAGUAAUGCGAUUUUAACAGUUUCGGUUCAGAACUCGGAUGAAUACCUAUAAUUAUUUUUAAUAGUAUGUGCAGGCCCGUCGCUAGGGUACAAGCAAGCCAUGCGUUGCAUUAAGGCGGCAAAAUGAAAUUAACAACCGUCGAAAAAGACCGGCAUCAAAAUGUUCGCUUUGGGGCGAAAAUAUCUUACGGCGGGCCGGAGUAUGUGUACAUAAAUAUGAUUAUAAAAAAAAAGAUGAUAUUCCUCACGGGUAGGCCACUGUCAUAGGUGAACAGGUGGAAAGUUUGGAUGCACAGUGAAAUUAUUGCAAGCGAAAAUACGACUUUGAGCGGGAUAAUGUUUAUAUUAAUACUUAGUCGUGUGCGUUUUCAGAAAUCGAUAAAAAUAAAAUUUAAUGUGUAUCGACAUUUGUUUGCGAGUUUUUUAAAUUUCGUAGAAAAGCUGUUCGGAAAUGUUGGAAAUGCUUUUUUUUCUUCAAAAUACUGAAUUGACAGGUUAAAAUUCCCCGUCAUUAGAGAUCAUUGAGGUACUCUAUAGAAAAACAAAAUUGAUGCGUCAUUCGUCUAAACUAAAAAGUGUUUUUAAAAUAACCGCAAAAGCGAUUUUCUGGAAAAAGUAUUGGGAAUUUCAAAAAAAAAUUUCGAUUAACACCCACUGAUAGAUACCAUCGAGUAUCACUUAAGGUAUACGACACGAGUGUUUUCCCUGGGUAAAAUCACAUCUUAGCAAAACCAAUAGCAUUAUCGCUCCACGCCGAAUCUAAAAUACCCACUUAAUCGAUCCAAUAUAAUUAUAGUGUUUUAAAUAAUAUUCGAAAUUAUACGUUUGUCGUUUAUUUUUGUUUUUUUUUUUUGUCAGGACGAUAAUAAUAAUCCGAACGCAAAAGAACCGGAAGAAGAAGCGCACGUUAACGGCACGUUUGUGAUGCAAGAACAAAACGAACGAGUCGCUCAGAGUUUUAAUAACACUCCCGUAUAAACGACGACGAUGACGACCGCCGUCCAGUAUAACGAUUACGAUACCACCAAUAUAGUUGAAUUUGACCACAAAAAAAAAAAAUAAAAAAAAAAAAAAAAUCCCAACCAUCGAAUAGUAAAUUAUUCGUAUAUUACUACUUCUUUAUAUGUACAAUGAUAUUAUUUUGUAUUUUUCCAUCGCGGUAUAUUAUUUGUUUCACGCUUAUAUUUUUUUAUUUUUUUUUUUUUUUCUUAACGUUACAUGUUAUAAUUUGUAUUAUUUAUUUAUUUUUAUAUUUUUUUUUUUUUUACCGUGCCAGUAUCACUCGAUAUUACUCUAACAUAUUUUAUUAUUAUUACAUUAUUAUAUUGAUAUAAUGUGUAAAGUAUAUUAUACAGUCAGACAGAUCAUCAUUGUUUCGCAUUAUUUCCGGUGGCGUUCGUCAUUCGUGCACAUCGCUAACGUCAAAAACUAUUCUGAACGAAGUUUUAUUGAACGUAUUUUGAAAAUACAUCAGUUUGAACUUAUAAACAAAAUUACAUUAAACUCAAAUUUUUUCACAAUAAUUUACAGCGAACCUCGAGUAUAAUUUUACUGUCAAGUAUUUCUGAUUGGCCAAGAUAAUUUUAUCCAUAUAAAACCAAAUAAAACUAAAAAGACUAGAACAUGUCACAUGUCUAUAAUACUUAUUAGUUUAAAAAUCGGACAAAACGAUUUGAAGAUUUGACUAUGCCUAGAAAAUACUAAUAUAAGUGUUUUAUGAAAAUUGCAGAUAUUUUUAAUCGAAUUAAAACAAAAAAACAAAAUCGAAAAUAUUGAAAUCGUUAAUGCCGUAAAUAUUUCCAAUUUUCUAACUUAUUU